This is a messenger RNA of Colletotrichum karsti, 372 nucleotides long. Its product is annotated as G-protein alpha subunit. Lineage: Eukaryota; Fungi; Ascomycota; Sordariomycetes; Glomerellales; Glomerellaceae. Gene Ontology annotation, molecular function: G-protein beta/gamma-subunit complex binding; G protein-coupled receptor binding; guanyl nucleotide binding. Gene Ontology annotation, biological process: G protein-coupled receptor signaling pathway. Gene Ontology annotation, cellular component: heterotrimeric G-protein complex. The record is from RefSeq and is a predicted model, not a curated record. The transcript has 2 exons. Bases 1 to 372 code for a protein of 123 amino acids.
AUGUGUUUCGGGGGUCGAUCGAAGGACGAUGGCAGCGCUGCCCGCUCGCGCGACCUGGACCGCCUGAUCCGUCAGGACGAGAAGCGCAUGUCCAAAGAGGUCAAGCUUCUGUUGCUGGGUGCCGGAGAAUCUGGAAAGUCGACCGUCCUCAAGCAGAUGAAGUUGAUCUACGCCCAAGGUUUCAGCAAAAACGAAAAGCUCGAGUGGAAGCCCGUCGUCUUCAACAACAUCGUACAAUCCUUCCGCCUGAUCCAAGAUGCCAUGACCGAGAUGCAGAUCGAGUUCAGCAACCCCGAAAACGAGGCAAGCAAUACCCCGACGUCAAUUGCGCGCAUUGCACUUCGCAUAUGCCGCACCGACGGUCGCAUGUGA